Messenger RNA from Dibothriocephalus latus, 1020 nucleotides. The record is from the annotation of a GenBank genome assembly. Lineage: Eukaryota; Metazoa; Platyhelminthes; Cestoda; Diphyllobothriidea; Diphyllobothriidae.
AUGGCUGAUACACCUUCUUUUUCUCCUCCCUCUGGUGCUUCUGCCCGAAGGGGUGGUUCUGCUUUACAGCGCCAUUUUAUCAACGAUCCACAGAGACUUAGGUUACUACCGGGUGGUGUUUCAUCCAAGGCUAGUCCCGGCGAGUUGAUACCGCCUGUUAAAAGGUGGUCCCUCAAUGACUUUGACAUAGGCAAAAAUCUAGGAAAAGGGAGGUUUGGUUCGGUGUACCUUGCUAGGGAAAAGCAAAGUCGUUUCGUUUCUUCCUUGAAGAUCAUGUCAAAACUUCACUUUUCAACACCAGAGACUAUGCAACAACUACAGCGAGAGAUUGAAAUACAGUCCCAUCUUAAGCAUCCUAAUAUCGUCCGUUUAUAUGGUUAUUUUUAUGACGAAAAACGAGUUUAUGUCAUUCUGGAAUACGUUCCGAACGGUGACCUGGCCAGGGAGAUGCAAAGAUUUAGGUUCACUGCUAAGCGUUCUGCUACGUAUGUGUAUCAGUUGGCAAGCUCUCUCUCAUAUUGCCACCAACGAAACGUGAUCCAUCGUGAUAUAAAUCCUUCUAACGCCCUUAUCGGCCUGAGAGGGGAAUUGAAGGUUGCUGAUUUUGGCUGCGCUGUCCAUAGUCCAGCUUCAAAGCGUACGGCUGUCUGGGGAACAUUGGCAUAUCUGGCUCCAGAAAUGACGUCUAUGGAUUUUAUGCAUGAUUUCAGAUGUGACAUUUGGAGCCUGGGUGUUGUGGCCUUUGAGAUGAUUACAGGCUUCACACCUUUUAAAGUUACAUCCGAAAAAGAAACCCUGGAUCGAAUACAAGCGUCUGAAGUCGAUAUGACCCCGGUGAAAUGCUUGAAGGCUGCCGAAUUUCUAAAAAAGGUGCUACAGCAUGAUUAUACUAAAAGAAUUCGCGCAGACGAAGUCCCCGAUGACCCCUGGGUCGCCGAGAACGCGGAAAAAUCCCUGACACAAUGCAGAGCAGCACUUGAUGACUGGGAAGCUGCUAAAAAGUCUAGUCAGCAAAAUUAA